This is a messenger RNA of Parascedosporium putredinis, 2256 nucleotides long. The record is from the annotation of a GenBank genome assembly. NCBI's taxonomy places the organism in Eukaryota, Fungi, Ascomycota, Sordariomycetes, Microascales, Microascaceae.
AUGAACGAGUUCCUCAAGCUCUGCAACCUUUUCAAUCAACAAAUCAUUGAUCGCGAUACCCUAUAUCACCAGGGAUGUACUUACUUGAUGGCUAAUCAAGAGCUUCUUAGCUUUUGGAAAGCAUUUCUUCAGUACGAUCCCCAGGACGUCUUGGUUGAUAAUGUCCCUGCUCCGCCUCCCGGAAAGGUCUCCUUAAGUAACUGCCGCGCCCACGGGCCAAGUUACCGAUUACUUCCACGACGAGAGCGCCUCAAGCCAUGCACUGGCCGCGACGAGCUCUGCAUGUCUGUACUGAACGAUGACUGGGCCUCGCAUCCAACCUGGGCUUCAGAAGACUCUGGCUUCGUUGCUCACCGCAAGAACGUCUUUGAGGAAGGUCUACAUCGAAUCGAAGAGGAACGCCAUGACUAUGACUUUCACAUUGAGGCCAAUCUCAAGUGCAUUCAGCUACUUGAGCCUAUCGCCCAACAGAUGCUCAUCAUGACAACCGCUGAGCAGGAGCAGUUCCGGAUGCCUGCCGCGCUGGCCGGACAAUCCACAUCCAUCUUCAAGCGCGUGUGCAAAAAGUUGUACGGCGAGAAGGGAAUUGACCGGGAGUGGUCGAAAGUUUGGCACUCGCAAACCGAGAACAUGCACCUUAAGAGCUUAGACCACAUGGGCAUGCUAGUGAAGCAAACCGACAAAAGGCAACUAUCCGCUAAACACCUCGUGGACGUCAUCAAGACCAAACACGAAGAGCAGCGCAGAGAACGAAGUCUAAAGGGCUCUGCUCCUCGCCAACAGUUCCAGUGGUCGUUCUCUGACAAGGACGUAACCCUGGAUCUGCUUCGCCUGAUGGCUCUUUACGCGAUCCACAACAGCCAACACAGCAAUUCAGAAAAAGAACGGAUUUGGGACUUCUUCGUUGACUUUAUCCCCACUUUCUUUGACCUUGACGAUGCUGCCGUACAAGAACGCAUUCCCAGAUUUCAACUAGACUCCGGCGAGGAGGACGGCGAUGAGCCCACACCGCUUGAGCUCACAAACGGUCGCGGCCGACGCAAUGGUAAGAGAGGGGAUCUUCUGCGUGGUGUCCUCGACCCCGGCCGCAAUACCAACAAAUCCCGUGCCUCGAAGGAAGAUAGUGCUUCUGGUAGCAAGGAGACAACUCCUGAUGUUGCCUCAGGUAACGAGGAUGAGACUCCAGAGGCUCCCGAUGAAAAUGGGGUGGCCGACGUUUCGAAUGAUCGAUGGAUGCCAACAAUUCCCAAGCCGACUAUCUUAAAAAGCGGAGGGGAGCAGAGUGUAACGAAAUCUAUCGCGCGUCUACACCGCGUCCGGCCUGCCAUGGAGGUUGGCCUUACCGAAGAGCCCAAGUUGUAUUUCGAGGCCACCGAUACUCCGGACAUCUACUGGCCCAAAACCCUUGAGCUCAUUGAAGAGUUUAUUGUGGGCGACAUCGACGAAGCGCGCUAUCAAGAGGUGCUACGCCACUUCUAUCUCGCGAGCGGCUGGAAGCUAUACACCAUCCAAGAUCUUAUCAGAACGCUCUGCAGACUAGCCCUCACCUGCAGCAGCGUUGAUGGCAAAGAGAAGACGUAUGACCUCAUCAAACAAUUCCUAGCAAGCCGGGAACGGGAGGAAACCAGCUACCAGACCGAGAUCAGCGCCCGCAAGUUUGCUGAAAAGUGCGUUAAGGACGGCGAGUUGUUCGUGCUCUGCUGGGUGCCAAGUAAGUCGGAAGCGAGCGUCAGGUGGCUCCAGCGUGAGGAAACGACAUUCUAUAUGGAUGAGAUGAAGCUUCAGCAGCGAUGGCAAUACUACAUCUCAUCAUAUAUCCGAGUUGAGCCCACCGAGGGUGUUCCUAGAUCGAAGCUUUCCAAAGUCGUCCUCACGCGCAACCUGCCUUCGGCGGACGCUGAUCCUGAAGAUGGAAGCAUUCCCAAGCCAGUCUCGUAUGAUGAGAAUCUAGUGGUCAGCAUCUGUCUCCGGUCUUCCAAAAUGGUUUGGGGUGCGGGCUCCUCGGAGAGCUUCUUGUACAGCUCAGCCCCUACGACCAAAGAAGAUAAGGAGCAGCACGACAAAGCUACCAAGAUGUCUACCCUUGCCCGUGACUACCGGCUCCGGGAGAAGUUUGUGUUGAACAACUCGUGGAUGAAAGAUUUGAGUCAGGAAGAGGUUGAAAAGCACAAGGCGGACUACAAGAAGUGGGCAGAGGGUGAGGUUGAGCCAGCCAACGCUGCCACCGAGACGCGCGAUGUGGAGAUGGCGGAUUAA